GUGAGGAAAAGCCUCUCUCAUCCCAUUCACUUCUGAACCCACCUUCUGCACACUUCCAACCCAAACCAAUCCCCACACACAUGCAUGCUGUCUCUCCCAACAACUCAUAACACACCAUACCCGAUUACUCCUUCUCUCUUUCUUUCUUUUCUUUCUUUCAUUCACAGCCACUUCCUCUGUCCCUCAUCUUUUCUUUCUCACCAUGGAACAUCAUAAACCGUUGUUACCUACUUCCUCUCACGCCGCUCCAACCCCAACCACUCGCAAGGACCUUCUUUUCAUCGUUUGCGGCUUGCUCUUCCUCUCUUCCCUCGUCGCCUAUGGGGGUUACAGGGCCUCCGGCGUGCCUCAUACUCACGUUUCAUCACCUACAUCCAACCAUCAACAAGAUCACCAAAGUCCCACAUCGCUGCUUUCUUCCCAAUGGUACCCUGUUUCAAGGGGUGUUUCUUCCGGGGUGUCGGAGAAGUCAUCGAACUUGUUAUUCGCCAGUGAAGGAGGAGCUUCCGAAGCUUUUCCUUGGGACAAUAGCAUGUUGUCUUGGCAGAGAACUUCUUUUCAUUUCCAGCCAGAGAAAAACUGGAUGAACGAUCCUAAUGGUCCUAUGUACUACAAGGGAUGGUAUCACUUUUUCUACCAAUACAAUCCGAACGGUGCAGUUUGGGGUGACAUAGUUUGGGGACACGCGGUGUCAAGGGACAUGAUCCAUUGGCUUCACCUUCCAUUGGCAAUGGUGGCUGAUCAAUGGUAUGACAAGCAAGGCGUGUGGACAGGCUCAGCCACCAUCUUACCAAAUGGUGAAAUCAUCAUGUUAUACACAGGUUCUACCAAUGAGUCAGUGCAAGUUCAAAACCUGGCAUACCCUGCUGACCCCUCUGACCCUCUGCUUCUGGAUUGGAUCAAACACACCGGGAACCCGGUUUUGGUCCCACCACCAGGCAUUGGUGCCAAGGACUUUCGUGACCCUACAACUGCAUGGCUCACCUCUGAAGGAAAGUGGCGCAUAACCAUAGGAUCCAAGCUUAAUAAAACUGGCAUUGCUUUGGUUUAUGACACUGAGGACUUCAAGACCUUUGAGCUUAAGGAGGGGCUGCUUCGAGCUGUCCCUGGCACUGGCAUGUGGGAGUGUGUCGACUUCUUCCCUGUGUCCAAGAAAAAUGGAAAUGGAUUGGAUACCUCUGUUAAUGGGGCUGAGGUCAAGCAUGUCAUGAAGGUCAGCUUGGAUGAUGAUAGACAUGAUUACUACGCCAUAGGGACUUACGAUGAUAACAAAGUUCUGUUCACACCAGAUGAUGUUAAGAAUGAUGUUGGUGUUGGUUUAAGGUAUGACUAUGGAAUAUUCUAUGCAUCCAAGACAUUUUUUGAUCAGAACAAGAACAGGAGAAUUUUGUGGGGUUGGAUUGGAGAAUCUGACAGUGAAUAUGCAGAUGUUACCAAAGGCUGGGCUUCAGUUCAGAGUAUUCCAAGAACUGUGAGGCUUGAUACGAAGACUGGCAGCAACUUACUUCAGUGGCCUGUUGCUGAGGUGGAGAGUUUGAGAUUGAGAAGUGAUAAAUUCAAAAGUUUGAAGGCAAAACCAGGGUCAGUGUUGUCACUAGAUAUUGAAACAGCCACACAGUUGGACGUUGUUGCGGAGUUUGAGAUAGACACGGAAUCCCUACAGAAAACAGCUGAAUCCAAUGAGGAGUUCACAUGCAGUAGCAGCGGUGGAGCUGCACAACGUGGUGCCUUGGGACCUUUUGGUCUUCUGGUUUUGGCUGAUGAGGGGCUUUCUGAGUAUACUCCUGUGUAUUUCUAUGUCAUUAAAGGAAGAAAUGGAAAUCUUAGGACUUCCUUUUGCUCUGAUCAAUCAAGGUCUUCUCAGGCAAAUGACGUUCGCAAGCAAAUCUUUGGGAGCGUUGUUCCAGUACUUAAAGGCGAAAAGUUUUCCAUACGGAUGCUGGUGGACCAUUCUAUUGUUGAAAGCUUUGCUCAAGGUGGAAGAACGUGUGUAACAUCUCGGGUUUAUCCAACAAAGGCAAUCUAUGGAGCUGCUAGAUUGUUCUUGUUCAACAAUGCUACUGAGGCCACUGUGACAGCCUCACUCAAAGUUUGGCAAAUGAAUUCUGCAUUUAUACGCCCAUUCCCAUUCAACCCAGAUCAGAAGAGCUAAAGUUCAAUUUGGAGAUGAAAGAUUUAUAGUCACAAAGGAUUGGAAAACAUCUUGGGUUGGCAAUAUGUGCUUAUCAACAACUGUAAUGACCUUCCCUUAAACCCAGAUAAAGUUAUGGGUUCUUCUUCAACGCCGAUUCUUUCAUUUUUGCCCAGUUAUGUUCAUCACAUGUUUAUUGUAAUUUGAUCUCUUAUCAUAUGCAAUUUUAGCUUACUUGAGAAUAUGUUCCUCAAAGAAAUAUGAUGUUAAUGUUCUCC
This is a messenger RNA of Vigna umbellata (rice bean), 2409 nucleotides long. Its product is annotated as acid beta-fructofuranosidase. The record is from RefSeq and is a predicted model, not a curated record. Lineage: Eukaryota; Viridiplantae; Streptophyta; Magnoliopsida; Fabales; Fabaceae. Gene Ontology annotation, molecular function: beta-fructofuranosidase activity. Gene Ontology annotation, biological process: carbohydrate metabolic process.